CUCCUUCCCCGACCCACACAGACACAGUCUUCCACAUUGAGUGAUGCGUUCUCGUGUCACUUCCAAGCUGAUUGGCGCCGGCUCGUUCAACUUGGGGUGAGUAUUGCCGAGCCCUCCGUUCGAAUUCUGCCCAGGCAGAUUGCCCUUCGAGACAACAAGCUGACCAUGACGAUGUCGCCGAGGCACAGCGCCCUGCUGUCCACCACACGCAAAACAACCAACGAAGCCACUGCGGUAAGGGCCCGGACCGUGCCCCCACGAGCAGCUCAUGGGGGAAGGGCAAUGUUACAGCCAUAUGACCAUGGUUUUUCAUCUCUGUAGGCGUUUGCGAGUCGCCAUCGACCGGAGGAGGUCAACAAGUUCCUCGAGCAAUGCGGAUGGUUUGCUCUGCUCACUCGCCUGGCGCAGAUUGAGAGAAGGUGAGAGGACCGGACGGCAUGUGUCAUGGUGGAACUCUGCACUGCGAUUGGUGCUUGUGCUCGCGUAGGAUAUCUGACCUUGAGCGCGACGACGGUCGGCUGCGAACAUCAAAGCAGCAAGAUGAGGACAUCUUCUCGAGGAUGGAGAGGCAGAAGGAACUCAUUGAGGUAGUAAGCCGGCCUACCAUACCACUGCUGCGCACACCGUCGAUCCGUCCGCGUCUCACCCAGGAUGCGAAAGGCCUGCUGAACCGCAAGACAGUCGAGUAUCGAGAGGAGAUGACUGAACUGCACAGACAAGAGAUGCAGAGAGGUGAGUGGGAGAGGCGUGGGCAAAACAAAUGAGCGUGCCUUUUCCGUCUUGCUCUCGCGCAGACUUGAAAGAGAUAGCGUCGCUGCCUGACGACGUCAUCUCCAGAAACGUCAAACGAGCGUGAGCAACGCAACGCAACGCAACGCGCCCCUGUCGGCAUGGCUGUGUGUGGUGUUGGCAUUGGCUGAAGUCUGAAGAAGUUCAAGUCCAACAUGCGCACCAGGCGCGUCUCUCUCGACAUUGCCAACAAGAAAAUCAAUGAAUGGAGCCUGCCGCAGGUCCGCACGAUGCCUCGAUGUCGAUCGACCCGAUAGCCUCUGCUGUUGUCGUGUCUCUGUCUCUGCAGCUGAUAAAGGAGGUCAAAGAGUCUCGAAAGAGGGCCCGCAGCAUUGCGUCAAUGACCCUCAGGCAAAGCCUCAUGUCCGAAAGCUCACCAGGUCUGCAGUCGACUCAUCUACCGAACAGAGCGCCGUGUGUAUCCCUCCGAUUCUGUUCUGUGUCUGCUCAGGUCACCGGCCGACGAUUGCCGGCAGGAAGGCGACCAAUCCCAAGCCGUCUGCCCCCCUAAUUGAAGCGCCUGUUGCGCUGGCUGUUGGUGAUGAGGGCACGCCCUCGCGAAGCCCCCAGCCGCCGUCGUCCUCUGCGAGCGGGCCGCACCCGCCCCUGUCGCCCAGAUCUCAGAGACCCUCGGUCACCCCGAGAUGAAUGAUAUUGGGAGGGGGGGGGAAGGUCAGGCAAAGAGGGAUGCAGGGAUGGAGCAGAGGUGAAUGUGUUGGCGGCGGUGUUUCGACAGGUCGGUUUGUUGUGAGGGGUUGUUGUUUUGUUUUGCUCAAUGUGAGUAGCGCGGCGAGACCACUGUUCUUCUUUCUUCUCUGGCGAGAGAUGCAUGGCAUGGCGUGUGGCCUUCCUUGGUGUGUGUGGUCUGGCCAACGAAGUUGGAUCAUUCGAAGCGAACGACAAGUAUCCAUGCACUCCUUCAACAACAUGAGUG
This is a messenger RNA of Vitrella brassicaformis, 1723 nucleotides long. The record is from the annotation of a GenBank genome assembly. NCBI's taxonomy places the organism in Eukaryota, Vitrellaceae.